AAACUGGCAGAUGGAAUUUAGGCAAGCUAAAUGCAUGUCUAGAUGCCUCUAUAUAAGAUCAUUGUGGGAAAAGAGACGAUAAAAAAAAAAAAAAAAACUCUCUAUCAUCCUGAAAACACAGAUUGAAAACCCUAGGAAAACUAAAGCGGUUUGCGUCAAUGUCCCUCGCAUCCCCCUUUGCACCUUUAACACACCAUAACAGGCCCUGCGAACAGGUAGGCCUCAGAGAAGAGACUCACUCAGCCUAGGCAGUAGAGCAAAGGCCUCUGAUCGAUCGUGUUCUUUGAAGUUUGAACUCUUGCAGAGUUGCAGAUUUGGUUGAACUCCAGCCUUCAAGGAAUAAGGAAUUGGAGGCGAGCGUAAGUUUGGAAAUUGGAAAAGCGAGCAGUUUGGUUGGGGAUUUCAUCUCUUCCAUCUUGUGAGUUUUGGUCCUAAUUUCAUCUUCUCUUAAUCCUGCAAAUUUAGUGCUAUGAAGGAAUGAUAAGCAAGAAGCAUGAAGCAUUUGAUCUGAAGGAAUGUAAUCGAUUAUGGUACAUAAGUUUGGGAAAGUGCAACUUUAGAUUCUAGCUUAAGUAGUUUAUCGAUAAUCGAGGUACGAUGUAACAAAAGGUACAAUGUGGAUAAACUAGUUUUUCUGCAGACCUUAUAUACAAAGAAAAACAUGUACAACAUAUAUGUAUUUGUUUUUCACAUUCUUUAGCUUACUAAAAGAUUUGGUCUCAUGCUAAGAUGCACCAACCUGACUCAGCUACAAAUUGAGGCUUUCUUGUCUUACAUGGUCAUCAAUACAAAACUUACCUGGGAAAACAUAAGACAUGAUUGGGGAGCAGAUUAGAACAAAACCAAGAGACUCAAAGCAAGUAAACCUGUGAUAAAGCAUAAUGCAUUUAUGCUAAAGAGGUAACUUUCCGAGCUGGGUAGAAUGCUAAUUUUGGUAGCAUGCCGGCUGAAAUAGGUGGAUAUAAGAACUUGAAAAUGCUUGGUCUUGCUAAAAAUGUUAUAGGAGCGGAGUUACCUGAGGAGCUUGGGAUGCUUGGGAGCUUGACAGAUCUGAUUCUGUGGGAUAAUUAGGUACGGGGUUGAUUCCCAAGGAGCUUGAAAAUUGCAGUAGUCUUGUGAUUAUGGUUGUAAAUAACAUUUUUAUCCAAAAUGUUUGUGUAGUGAUCAGUAAUUGUAAAUAACAAAAUCAAUAGCAUAUACCUCUAGAAAUGAUAACAAUUUCUUUCUGGAGAUUAUGGUUUGUGAGGGUGGUGUGUUUCUGUAUCUGCAAAAGAACUUUGUCAAUGUCUGUCCCUAUAUGAAACUUUAACACUAAUGCACAAACAUUUUAAAUUACCAAUUUACCAUAUAUCUAUUCCCCUUCCAUAUACAACGAUACAGAGACUAUGAGAGAAGAAGAUGAAUCACUAUAUGAACAACAAUACAUAGUGUAUGUUUUAUAAAUACAUUUAAAGAUGCAAGUAAAGUAGUUCCAUAUUAUGUAGAAUAGAUAUACUUUUGAGUACCAUAUAUUUGGUUUUUGUCUUUGAUUCUUCUCCUGUACGUGCGAAGCUAACAGAAUCUUCAAAAAUAAUCAAUUGCACUUAUGUUCCUUGCAGUUGCAAAAAAUCUAUCUCCUCUCCUGUCUAUUUAUUUAUUAUUUGCCAAGCAACAAAUCAGCCAUAUGCACUUUGUUCUUAUCCCAAGUAAUAUUUGUUCUUUCAAGCUAUUCUACAUUUUCUACUCUAGAGUUUUAAACAUGAAUAUGAUAAUCUGGAUUACUUGGGAUUGAGAAAAUUAUUUGCUCAGUAAAUUUUCUUUUGAACGUUUUCCAUUGUUGUCUUUUAAGAAUAGGAAUGUUGAUCUAAUAUGUUUCACUUAUGACUACAUGCAUAUAGCCUGAGCUUAGCUAAUUAAUACCCAGAGACUUAGAAAAGAGUAUGCAUAUAAUUCUAGAAUAAGCCUUGGCUGGCUAGCUAUUCUUCGCAUAUGUCCUGAACUUUAAGUAACCUUAGUAAAAAAGGAAUAUGAGGUCUGCUAGCUCCUUCUGAUCAGCACAAGUAUUCUGUAGGCUUUGUUUCGUCACUUUCUUUUUUAGCUGCCUAGCUUUUUAACUUUGCUUUCAACUUCCAUUUUCAUUUUUUUUAUUGUGUUUAGUAACCUUUAAGGAGGUGAAUCUCAGCUGGAUAAUCUUAUUAGGCACCAGAAGGUUGUAUCUUUCAGGCAAUCCCCUUUUAUCUUAUAUUUCUCUUUUGCGUCUGUAUGUAUUUGUAUCUAUGUUUUCUAUGCUUAUGGCUAGGGGAUAAAUCAAAUAAAUGUUAUUUUUGUUUAUAGAUUGACUGAAAUAUGACUUGGUGAACAUGAGGAAGUUGGAAAUUAGAAAUUUAGUAUAAACCAAAAAUGAGUUACUGUUCACUCAGGCCAGAAAUGGAGUGGCGGUUUUGUCCCUGUUGUUUUGUUUAAUUACAGCGUGCCGCUUCUAUAAACUGUAAAUAAAGAAAACGCCUGAUUUGAUAGUGGAUUCGGGAACCUUCGCAAAAACAAAAAAAAAGAAUCACCGACUGAAAGAGAGUUGAAAUUGACAGAGAGAAUGAGAGAGUGAGAGUUCGUUCUUAUCUAUCUCAUAGUCAGAAGAGAGAAAAUUGAAAUCGACAGAAAGAGAGAGUGAGAGAGGGAGUUCGGUUCGAUCUUGGUCUCUGCUGUGGUUCUUCGUCUCGCUUAGAUUGAUAGUGAGGGAGGUUGUUGAUCGGCAUAGACAGGUCUCAAUUUCCGUUUGUUUCCAGCUUGGAGGCAUAAAAGAUUGUAUCUGAAUUGCAAAGCUCUGAUUUUUGGUGUGGGUGGAGGCUUUUAAUUAGAAUUGGAGUCAAGGGGAAGAGUAAUAUUUCGGUCUAGGUUUUGAUCAGGCAGUGUAAACUUCACCAAGAGUGCUGCAACGUAGAACGCCAAAUUGAGGUGCACUACAUGACAUUCUGCGAAUGUUAUAUAAGUUGAAAUCAGUUUUGUAGAUGAAAAACCUAAAUUCAGUUUUAUCCAGUUCUGCAAAUGUUAUAUCACUCAUAUUCCCGCAGCAUCGCGCGGGUGUACUUUCUAGUGGACUUCACCGAUGACCUGCGAUGAGAGAUGGUGCGUCGUCACCGGAGGCCGAGGCUUCGCCGCUCGCCAUUUGGUUCUCAUGCUCAUCCGCCAGAACGUCUUCCAUGUCCGAAUUGCUGACCUCGGCCCCACCAUCGAUCUCGAACCUUCCGAGUCCAACGGAGUCCUCGCCGAUGCUUUGAACUUCGGCCGCGCUGACUACAUUUCCAUCGACCUCCGCUGCAAGGAUCAAGUUCUUCAAGCAUGUCAAGGUGCUGAGGUUGUUUUCCAUAUGGCGGCACCUAAUUCGUCGAUCAACAAUUACCAGCUCCACCAUUCGGUCAAUGUGGAAGGAACUAAAAAUGUGAUUGAUGCUUGUGUUAAGCAGAAAGUGAAGAGGCUCAUAUACACUAGCUCUCCUAGCGUUGUGUUUGAUGGGGUUCAUGGUAUUAUUGAUGGGGAUGAGUCGUUGUCAUAUCCACCUAAGCACAAUGAUACUUAUUCGGCCACUAAAGCGCAAGGAGAAGAGUUGGUAAUCAAGGCAAACGGUGUUAAUGGGCUUCUAACCUGCUGCAUACGCCCUAGCAGCCUUUUUGGACCUGGUGAUAGGUUACUUGUUCCGUCUUUAGUUGUUGCCGCCAGGGCAGGGAAAUCCAUGUUCAUUAUAGGAGAUGGCAAUAACAUUUAUGAUUUCACGUAUGUUGAAAACGUGGCCCAUGCCCAUAUAUGUGCAGAGCGAGCUCUAGCAUUUGAAGGCACAGUUGCAGAGAAAGCUGCAGGACAGGCAUACUUUAUAACCAAUAUGGAACCUAUUAAGUUUUGGGAGUUUAUUUCACUUAUUCUAGAAGGUCUUGGUUAUGAAAGACCAAGGAUAAAAAUCCCUACAGCUGUUAUGAUGCCAAUUGCACAUGUGGUGGAGUGGACAUAUAAGCUUUUAGGCCCGUAUGGGAUGAAGGUUCCACAGUUGACGCCUUCAAGAAUUAGACUUCUCUCUUGCACCAGAUCUUUUAAAUCUUCAAAAGCACAGGAUCGAAUUGGUUACACACCCAUUAUUUCGCUUCAGGAGGGUCUUAAGAGGACAAUUGAGUCAUACCCACACUUGAGGGCUGAACAUCGACCCAAAAGAGAAGGGCCAUCUAAAGCUUCUGUAUAUCUUGGAAGCGGAAGGGUUGCUGAUGCAUUACUGUGGAAGGAUAAAAAACAGACAUUCAAGGCACUGUUAGUUUUGAUUGCGAUCUACUACAACUUCAUUGAAUCUAAAGCUACGAUUAUUACUGUCAUUUCGAAGAGUCUCAUGUUCGCAUCAAUUUUCGUGUUCAUCUCUGGCAAUUUACCAGAAAUGAUAUUAGGAUAUAAACUCGAGAAGCUUCAAUCAUCACAUUUUCACUUCUCAGAAGAGAUGUCACAACAAAUUGCUGCAUCUGUGGUCUCAUCAUGGAAUAUAUCUGUCAAAACUUUAAAAUCUCUUGGGAAAGGAAAUGACUGCAUAUUGUUUCUUAAGGCGGCUGUAUCUCUACUGGUUCUUAGCUUUCUUGGAGCUAUUUCACUUCAGAACUCAUUUAUUAUAGGAGUUUCCACUGCCUUUUUAGUCUUCUAUGUGUAUGAAAAGCAGGAAGAAAAAAUCGAUGGCAUGGUUCUAGAAGUUUUCUCUCGUGGACGCAAAUUGAAGUCCAAUAUACUCCGAAAAUUUAGUACAUCCAAAAGGAUCGAGUGAAUUGCUGAUAGUGUUCAUAGUCUUGCUGCCCGCAUCUUGUCAUUCUGUUAUGCUUGUGUGGGAAUUCAUAAAGAAACGCGUGUUGUCCCAGGCAUUUUCUUUCAUCUUUGACUAAUUCUUGUAACAACAUUGUAUGUCCAUUUUGUGUGAUGCAAAUGGGACCUGAAAAUGCAUGCUUUUCUUAGUUUUCUUUCCUUUAAAUUUUAACUUCACCUACUUUUCA
Rosa rugosa (rugosa rose) is the source of this 4988-nucleotide messenger RNA. RefSeq names its product 3beta-hydroxysteroid-dehydrogenase/decarboxylase-like. The transcript is spliced from 18 exons. NCBI's taxonomy places the organism in Eukaryota, Viridiplantae, Streptophyta, Magnoliopsida, Rosales, Rosaceae. Gene Ontology annotation, biological process: steroid biosynthetic process. Gene Ontology annotation, molecular function: 3-beta-hydroxy-Delta5-steroid dehydrogenase (NAD+) activity. Bases 3083 to 4765 code for a protein of 560 amino acids. The record is from RefSeq and is a predicted model, not a curated record.